CUCGCUAGGUGGGGGAUUUUGGCCACUACUAACCCCCAAGUUGCAUAUACUAUGGACAUAGUAUGGACAUACUUGUAGGCCUGCCACAAAACCCUUCUCUUCAACCAACCCCGGAUGCUCAAGGCUUUGGCCCGACCCUUGUCCCCAUUGCUAGCUCUAUAAAAAUCCAUUGAUGCUAAGAUAGACUGCAUGGCGCGGAGCUCUGUCCCUCUCCCGUCAAUGCCGCCAUGCCCAAGGCGCAUCUCAGCGUUCAAUUCUUAGCUUUGAUGCCGCUUGGCGUUCUGCCUGUCAGACAGCGAAAAGGCAAAUUAUCCCACUUAGGGCUGACACGACAGCAUCCGAAUCCCGCUGGUAAGACGAGGAAUUGGCUCUUGCGCCAUCCGCCCCCGAUAGGUUUUACUUUUUUGUGCCUGGGUCUACGCCCGAAUAGCCCCAAGUGCUGUUUUCUCCUGGAUCGAGGCCAUCAUGGUGCUCGACUUGGUCCGUCGACCAUGGCUCGCUGCUCUCCACAAGGGACCAGGAGCUGCUGUCUCAAGCGCUGUCUUUUCGCCGUCUGCCCCCUCUUGGAUCCUGGUUUAGCUGCCCGGCGCUACCCACUCACGGCUGGCGGCUUAUUCGGUUCUGGCCAUAUUCGGCGCCGAGCUGGAGCGACUCGUUCUCCAGACUCCAGGCCCGCGGGAAUGGGGGAGCAAAAAGAGCCAAGAAGCCAUGGGCGGAUUUCGCUACUUUGGCCCACCCACAGCAGCGAAAAGCAAAAAUGAAGAAAAUAACCUACG
Molecule: messenger RNA, 776 nt
Organism: Trichoderma asperellum CBS 433.97
Lineage: Eukaryota; Fungi; Ascomycota; Sordariomycetes; Hypocreales; Hypocreaceae
Source: RefSeq, a predicted model, not a curated record